Messenger RNA from Nylanderia fulva, 2731 nucleotides. The record is from RefSeq and is a predicted model, not a curated record. Lineage: Eukaryota; Metazoa; Arthropoda; Insecta; Hymenoptera; Formicidae.
UAAAUAUUCGUUUUCCGACAAGAUGAUAUUUCUAAAACUAUUAUUAAUAAGUAGUGGAUUAAUGUUUAUCCCUGAAACGGCUUCUAUCCGUAAUGAAUCAUCUUUAUGCUAUCAACCAUCAAAAUUUAUAAAACCAAUCCAUUACGAUAUCAAGCUUAUAACAUAUAUUGAAGGACAUAUUUUCUAUGGAGAAUAUAAUAUCAGCAUAAGCAUUCUUAACCUAACGCAACGAAUAUUUUUACAAUCAGAAAAAUUAAGUAUUCAAGAUAUAGUUUUAUUUAAAAAUAUAAAAAAAAAUCAUGAGAAUGAUAAUGAUACAGUUUAUGAAUCGGUACGUGAUAUUAAAGAAGACACAAUUGUUAUUUUGUUUAUAAAUGAGUUAUUACCAGGAAAUUACACUUUAAAUAUAAAAUAUUAUGGUACUUUUAAUGAAGAUUUUAGAAUUUACGACAUAAAAGGAAAAAUGGCCUGGGUAGCUGCUAUUCAUUUCCAUACAAUAUGGCCGCAACAAAGGUCUUCAUGUAGGGAUGAACAGAAUUUAUUGUUAGAAGCAACCUUUAACAUGUCUAUAGGAUGUAAUCAAUGUACGGCUUUAUCAAAUAUGCCAUUGCAAAAUGAGGAAGAAAAUGAGUACAAAAUGUUAUGGACACACUUUGCUACCACAUCUGCAAUGUCGCCUUAUCUUAUAAGAAUGAUUGUGUCUAAUUUCCUCUCACGUAUUGAUAAUGACAAUCGAAACAUUGAAAUGUGGUGCAAUAACAAAUAUGGAUUUUAUAUGAAAUUUGCAAUAAAUUUUGCUGAAAAUAUCACGUUGUUUCUUAAAAAUGAAUGGAAUUCGAACGUAAAGGUGACUCACGUUGCAAUUCCAAAUUUCCAUGACAAUGACAUAAUAGAUUUCGGAAUUGUUUUUUAUAAGGAUACAGAUAUCAUCUACGAUAAAAAUUUACAUUCUAUUGCUAAAAAAAUUGAAGUAGCUCAAUUAGUAGGACGUAAAGUGACACAGCAAUGGUUUUAUAACAUGUUGAACAAUCCGUUAGUGUCGGAUUUUUGGUUUAAAAAAGGACUUAUUACAUAUCUUGCAACGUAUGCAGUCAAGAUGACUUAUCCAGAUUAUCAAAUAGAAAAUUUAUUAGUUGUUCAAAAUCAACAUUACUCUUUUAAUUUGGAUAGUGGUUAUUAUAUGUGGAAUUCUACUUUACAAGAUAACAAUUCAUCGGAAAUUCCCAAUUCUAUCAGAGCACCCUUUAUAAUGCGCAUGAUGGAACUCUCCUUAGAAGAAAGUUCUUGGAAUAACAUUCUUUCAUAUGCAAAUAGCACGCUAUCACAUCGUCUAGACUCUACAAAUUUUAUGAGGAAUAAUCAUUUAAGAAUAAGAGAGAUUAUUGUUAUGCGAAAGUGGGCUGCGGAAAAGCAUUGUCCUUUCAUUAAAGUAGAACGAAAUUAUAUAGAUCCUAUAAGCCACACAACCGUAUCGAUACAAUAUAUCGACAUAUUAGUAAUUCGUCAAAUUCUUAUAACUUUUAGUACGCAAUCAUCUUCCGAUUUUAACAAUUUCACUCCUUAUUUUCUAUACGCGUUCGAGGAUUUCGAAUUAUCAUUACCAUUUAAAGAGAAUGGUUGGAUGAUAUUCAAUAUACAACGAGUUGGAUAUUAUCGCGUUAACUAUGAUGAUGAGAAUUGGCAAAGAAUUUCAAAUUUUCUAAACUCUGAUAAUUACAUGAAAAUUCAUGUUCUUAAUCGUGCCCAAAUUAUCGAUGAUGCAUUUCAUUUAAUGAUAGCAGGCCAACUUAACUGCCAUAUAUUCUGGGAUCUCAUAAAAUAUUUGCAUCGAGAAGAAGAUUAUGUGGCAUGGUAUCCUAUGUUUAAAGCUAUGGAAUACAUGUAUGGUACUUUUCCAUGGAAAGAAAUGGUUGGAAAUGUUACGUUUUUACUAAGAUACGCAUUAUACAUGGUACUUGAAAGAAUCAAAUAUGAAGAAAUUGAUGAUACAGACGAACUUAGAAUAUGUUUACGACAAGAAGCUGCAAGAUGGGCAUGUUUUCUCGAUAGCCCGACAUGUAAGAAAAAAGCCAACGAUAAAUUAGAACAACAUGUCCAAGAUCCUACAAAACACAAACUCUUGCCAUGGUGGCAGGAAUGGACAUAUUGUAACGGUUUGAUGAUAACUAACAACAAUGAGAUUUGGCAAUUAGUGUAUGAUAUAGGAUAUGAAAAAUUUAAUCCUAAAUUUAUACAAUAUUUGGCUUGCCCUGAUAAUGCUAAUAUGACUAGAGACUAUUUACGAUUUCAAUCUAUUAGAGAACGAGAAAAUCAAUAUGUUCUUACAUACAGUCUCUUACAUAUUAUUACGAGGCAUGCUAAAAAUCAAACUACACUCCGUUUCAUAUUAAAUGAUCUUUUGGAAGUAAAACCAAAACAUGUUGAUAUCACUGCAGCAAUAAUUAUUAUUAUUAAUAACGUAUAUUCCGUAAAUCAAACUCAGGAAAUAAACAGUUACGUUCAACGGUUGAAGGACAUUGUACACAUAAAUGUUGAUAUGAAAGCAAAGGAUAUCAUAACGCAGAAUUCUGACAAAAUUAAAAGCAAGAUAUCAAUGCGCAACAGUCAAAUCGAAAGACAAAGACAGUAUUUUGAUAGUAUUUUUUAUUAUAAAUAGAUAAUACUAGAAAGUAAAAAAAUUGCAGCUUUGCAUUGUGUACGUGGAUAUACUUCAUAUUAAUAAUUUUCUUUA